ACAAGAACCGCAGAGCCAGCUGUGUUGGACUGUUGGCUUAUUGUCAAUGAAGGGGAAGUUAUGGCAGAAACGAAGGUCAGCUCUUCUCAACCGUCUGUGAUGUGCAAAUUAGCCAUUCGGUUACAAGUUGUCCCAGUACCUCCGCUGGACUUUUAGCUGCUGCAGGGGAACUGCGGGAACACUCAAGCAGAUUGCUGCCUGUGCUCGUCCUGGUGUCCCACAAUGCUGAAUAAACAAACCUCAGCUUGUCAGAAAGAUCAACCUGUGCUUUAGCAGUGGUGCGUCAGCUGCCCUUCACUGAUUUGAUUCGGUCUGACCUGAUUGGGUUUGUCCAGGCUUUCUUCAUUUCUGAUCUAACAGAAAAGUUUUGUUCCGUAACCAUGGUGUCCAGACCUGGAGAUCUUCCAGCCCUGGAAGCAGGUCCAGGUGCUUCAGAGGGUCUCCUCGGAGGGAUGUCUAUCCCUGCCGGGAUGACUCGUCGAGCUCUCAGCUAUGAUGAUAACCUGGAGAGGCCCAUGUCUCCACCUCCAUCUGACAUUAAUAUCAGCAACCUAUGGAAGCGACCUGUUAUACCCGAGAGGAAGUUUGCGCGACUUGCUGAGGAAGAUGAAUCAGAAGGAGUAAAACAAAGUGCUUCUUUUGAAUCCACUAAACCAGUCCCUGUGGUAAAAGCUAAAGCAUCUUCUGUCAUGAACUCCCUCAUCAUUAAGCAGACCCAGGAGAGCAUGCAUAAGUUUGAGAAGCAGGCAGGACUGACUGAUACAGGCUACACUCCACACAAAGGCCUAAAUGCAGAGGAGACCCGCUACCACCGUCUGGCAGAGUCCAUGCAUAAGCUUCAAAUGCAAAGCACGGAUGCCAAAGAAGAGAAACAGCCAUCAUCUAAUCAGUCUACGCCUGCUGGGACUCCUCAAUCCUCACCCAAGCAGAAGCGCAGGGGUUGGUUCAGCAGUCAAGGCUCCACCGCUUCUCUCACUGGCUCUGAAAUGAGCACCAGCUCCAGUGGAGAUCUGGCUUCAGCUGAGGGACCUAUAGAGCGCUGGGGGGUUUUUGGACCUCGGCCUCAAGUCAGCAAGUCCACUACUGACCCAGGUACAGAUCCAGACACAUCAGGGGGCUUUGCCCUGCAGUCCUAUAAGGGCGCUCAGAAACCCACCCCAAUGGAAGUAAUGAAGGCCCAGGCCACCCGCUUGGCUGAAGAUCCAACAAAUUUCAAAGCUCCCCCCAAGAUGGAGAUCCCCACCAUGGAUGGAAAGAGACAGGUGACCCGUCCUCACAAACUCAAACACCGGGACAUGAACGUCCUCACACCAUCCGGAUUCUGAGAGAAUCCCUCUAUCCAUCCACCUCUGCUGUGGUCAUAGUGAACCUGGAGCUGGUCUACCCUCUCUCUCUCUCUCUCUCUAUUUCCCCAGUGCUUUCAUCAUCACUGCUUUCCACAUCAGACACUCAUCAUUUUACUGCUGUCUCAAGUAAAUGUUUGUCGUCAAAAGAUGUUGUGAGUUUGAGUACUUUUGUUGGUGCCAUUGUCUUUUUGGUAGCCUUUUUUCUUUGCAUUCUAAUUUAUCCGUUUUAAAAGGGAUGGUUCACCCAGAAAUUAAAGCUCUGUCACUUCUGUCAACAAAUAAAUGGUUUUAUAUUUGAUGAACGUACAAGGAAUUUUGGAUACUGUUGAAUAUUAGGAAGCAAAUACUGCUGACGUCAGUGGCUGCCAGUUUCAAAGUAUUGUUUGUUUGUUUGUUUGUGUAUGUGUACGUUCAAAAGAAAAAGGCUUUAAAUGAGUGUUAGACAGAACGUUUUUGGGUUGACCUAUCCUUUAAAGUGUUAUUUUGUUAGUAUGUAUGCAGGAUGUGUGUGCCUUGGUGUUGUUUUAUGCACUCUGGUGUAAUUAUUAAAGGGGAAGUUCACCCAAAAAUGAAUUUACCUUUCCAUUUACAUUUCAUUUACUUUUUUUAUUUUGUUUUUAUUAAAUGGUAGUUAUUAAAAUUUCAUAGCAAGACAAUAAAGAAAGGCAAUGACUAUUGGCUUGCAACAUUCUUCAGAAUAUUUUUUUGUGUUUAACAGAAACUCAAACAUGUAUAAAUUGUGAAUAAAUUAAUUACUUUUUUUUUUUUGUGCACUACCCCUUUAAUGCUGACUAUGAAGAAAAUUGUUUUAAUGUGUUGGAUUUUACAUUCCAUCACAAGAGGUUUUUCAUCUGCCUACAGCCACUGCAAUGUGUAUAUAGUCAGUGAUGAUGUUGUGAUCUGUGUGGCAUCAUUAAUACGCAAUGGGUUCAGUGAUAACUUAAUUCUUUAAGUCUUUGCUGUUGUGUAUUAUGACGUUUGAAGCAUCGUUGUGAUACGGUUGUGUCGAGGAUGGUGUGAAAAAUAACAAGGUCACUAAAUUGAAGGCUAAAAAGCGUUGGCUGAAAUGUUAUUUAAUGUAACUGCUCUGGACAGAGAAUUUCUUAUAUUUUUGUUACAAGUUUAAAGUCUUUUCAGUUUCCCAAAAGGUGACAUGUAUUUACCUUGAUCUGGUUGGAUCUGUUAAUACAUGAAUAAAUAAAUGUAAAUACA
Molecule: messenger RNA, 2558 nt
Organism: Danio aesculapii
Lineage: Eukaryota; Metazoa; Chordata; Actinopteri; Cypriniformes; Danionidae
Product: KIAA1191 ortholog
Exons: 9
Coding region: 381-1325 (314 amino acids)
Cellular component (GO): cytoplasm
Source: RefSeq, a predicted model, not a curated record